Messenger RNA from Mus musculus (house mouse), 7922 nucleotides. RefSeq names its product spermatogenesis associated 13 (gene Spata13). Gene Ontology annotation, cellular component: lamellipodium; ruffle membrane; cytoplasm. The record is from RefSeq and is a predicted model, not a curated record. Gene Ontology annotation, molecular function: guanyl-nucleotide exchange factor activity. Gene Ontology annotation, biological process: intracellular signal transduction. The coding region runs from base 683 to 4417 and encodes 1244 amino acids. Lineage: Eukaryota; Metazoa; Chordata; Mammalia; Rodentia; Muridae. The transcript is spliced from 14 exons.
UCUCCCUAGUUCAGGCAGAGGACGGCUACCUCAUCCUGGGCUGGUUCCUAGACGACCAGACAGUGGACCUAAGUCUGGGUGAGCCUUAGGCAGCUGCACCCUUUGUAGCCCAUCUGAACUCCUGCCACCGUUGCAACAGCCACUCGGAUGAAACACUUGGGGACCGAGUGGUCAGGCAGGUCUCGCCUUUGUGAAACAGAGGAGGAAAACGCACGCCUGGAGAAGUUCGUGCCCAUCUUCCGCUGGUGACUUUCCCAACUCCCCGCUCUGCGCGCGAUGGUUCCGUGGACGCCCUGCUGACGGAGAAAUGCUGAGAAAGCCGACCUUUGGACAGACACUGCGCUGUUUCUUACACACUUAUCACCUGUUUGCCUCCGGGACAACCUGCUUGAACUUACUUCCCUGAGAACCCCAGGAAGGGGGCAGUUGGACGGGAAGCGACCGACCAAAGGUGCCAGUGACAUUUCUUCGGUUUCCAGUGUGAAUUACAGAAAACAGCAGCAGUUUCGUGAGUAGCCGCGAUUCUAUUGUCAGAUGACAGGCAGUAGCUGUGACUACGGAUCCAGAUGCACACAGCAGAUGUGAAAGCCAGGCUGCUGUCCUUGGAGAUGAAGGUCUGGAGCAGGGACCCCCAGUUACCGGCGUGAAUGGGGGUUUGAGCCAGGCUGCCCACCCCAAGAACAUGACAACAGCCCAGGAUGGCCAUGGGCAAGGUGCCACAGCCACUUGUUCAGCCUCCAACCCAAAGGCCCCGAAAAUGGUGACAUCCUCAGCAUGUCAGAAUGGAGGCUGCAAAAGCAGCCCCAGCAGUGAUCCCGAAGCCGGGGAAACCAGGCUCAGCCCAUCGAAGCUGGUACGUCUCUUCUCUGGUAGUCGGAAGAGGAUGAAUUCGAACUCUGAGAGACCUCGCUCAGUCGUCCUUGUGGGGAAUUCCUCCACGUGGAAUGCCCUGGCCUCCUUCCGUAAAAUGGGCUCCUUUAAAAGACUAAAAUCUUCUGUCCUUCAAGGAAUUCAGAACCGGGAGGGGGCAGAAGUUUCCAAGGAGGAGCCUACAGGAGACCCAGGAAGGGCUGCUCCCAAUGGCACCGUUGCCAUCCUGGGAAAGGGCCUGGGCAGGUGUACAUCCUUGGGCCCUGUAGGAGAUGGCGCCGGGUCUGACUGCUCAGACCCCGAGGACACGGAGGACGCCUUCCAGAGGAGCACACACCGUUCUCGCAGCAUCCGCAGGGCCUAUGGCCUGGGCCGCAUCAGCCUGCUGGACCUGGGGCGGCAGCCAGUGCCGGAGCCCGCCGUGUGUGAGAUCCAAGUUCGAGACCCUGAACCCAGCAGGGCUGUGCCUCUGCCACGCAGAAGCAAGAGCAUCGACAGCUUGAGCGUCCUGAAGAGCUCCUUCAAGCGCAAGUCUGCAUCCAACCUCACGGAACUGCAGGGUGACAGGCAGGUUCCCUCCAGAACCUUGAGCAGCUUCUUCACAGACCCGGAGAAGCCGGGUGGCUCAGAGAGAAGAACCAGACGCUGGAGGAGCCCCAUCCGGGCCAAGGACUUCGACAGAGUCCUGAGACUGGUGAGCAAUGUCAAGGAUGCGGCUUGGAAGAGGGAGGCCCCCAGGAGUGCAGCCCCUGGCCCUGGUCCCGGUCUCGGGGAUGAGAACCCACUACUUGCGCCACGAAGCAAGCUACACGAUGACUACUCGCGUCGUACUAGCAGCAGCGUGGAGCCAGAUGCCAGGCGUGGCGGCUCACCCUGUAUCCCUGCACCAUGCACCACUGCGCCCUACGCAGCUCCAGAGCCCCACUUAGAUGUGGAUACUGCAGUAUUCCCCCUGGAAACUAAAAGUGCUCAGCCACUGGGAAAUGAUGGACCUCGUGCCAGCAGUCCCUCACCAAUCCCCACGGACCCAGAAGGGUUGAGCCAAGGCUCCAGUGAGGCACAUACUGGCAGCCAACAUCCUUUUAAUCCCGUGCAGCUUCCCACUCCUCUGAGACCUACCACACCCAAGCCCCAAAGCCCUCAGAGCCCAGGGAGUACUAAGUGCCCCAGUAGUCUGAGUGUGCUGUCCCUCAGUUCAGCGGACAGUGAAGAGCGGACUGAGGAUGCUUCGCACAGGCAACCGGGACCCGUGUCCCUCCAGGAUACUGUCCUUAACGCUGCUGGUGAUGUGGGGGGAGAAAGCGGUGACAGCUAUUUUCCCGAGAAUCUCGAUGGAGCCACCCAUCCAGAAGAGAAGAAGGAAGAGGUCCUGGUGACUGAGGAUGACUGGCCGCAGGGCUCAGCCCUGGAGGAGGAGCAGAAUGAGGCGCCUCGAAUCUCCAGGAGGAGGUGGGGCUCGGGACGCCGCACCCGGCCACGACCACUGUCUGACUAUGGCCAGCUGGCCGGCAGAAGCUUGUCCAUUCCUGAAGAUGCCAUUGCUGCAGACCCUCCAGAUGAGGACCACGUGGACAGGAUGCACCCAGCAAGUGUGACUACCACCAGCCAGGAUCCAUGCGCCCCCUCAGGCUCUUGCAGGGGAGGCCGGAGAAGGCGACCUAUAUCUGUGAUUGGAGGGGUCAGCUUCUAUGGCAACACCCAGGUAGAGGAUGUGGAGAACCUCUUGGUCCAACCAGCAGCCAGGCCUCCUGUGCCUGCACACCAAGUUCCACCCUACAAGGCUGUGUCUGCCCGCCUCCGGCCCUUCACCUUCUCUCAGAGCACUCCCAUCGGGCUGGACCGCGUGGGGCGGCGACGGCAGAUGAAAACAUCCAAUGUCUCUUCAGAUGGAGGUGCGGAGUCUUCGGCCUUAGUGGAUGAUAAUGGUAGUGAGGAAGACUUCAGCUAUGAGGAGCUCUGCCAGGCCAACCCUCGGUACCUGCAGCCAGGAGGGGAACAGCUGGCCAUCAAUGAGCUCAUCAGCGAUGGCAGCGUGGUCUGUGCAGAAGCACUGUGGGACCAUGUGACCAUGGACGACCAGGAGCUGGGCUUCAAGGCUGGGGAUGUCAUCCAAGUUCUGGAAGCUUCUAACAAGGACUGGUGGUGGGGCCGGAAUGAAGACAAAGAGGCCUGGUUCCCUGCAAGCUUUGUUAGGCUUCGAGUCAAUCAGGAGGAGCUGCCCGAGAACUGCAGCAGCUCCCAUGGGGAAGAGCAGGAUGAGGACACCAGCAAAGCCCGCCACAAGCACCCAGAGAGCCAGCAGCAGAUGCGGACCAACGUCAUCCAGGAGAUAAUGAACACCGAGCGAGUGUAUAUCAAGCACCUGAAGGACAUCUGCGAGGGCUAUAUCCGACAGUGUCGUAAGCACACGGGAAUGUUCACCGUUGCGCAGCUAGCCACUAUUUUUGGAAACAUUGAAGACAUUUACAAAUUCCAAAGAAAGUUUCUGAAAGACCUUGAGAAACAGUACAACAAAGAGGAACCUCACUUGAGUGAAAUAGGAUCCUGCUUUCUUGAGCACCAAGAGGGCUUCGCCAUCUACUCUGAGUACUGCAACAACCACCCAGGCGCCUGUGUGGAGCUGUCCAACCUCAUGAAACACAGCAAGUACCGGCACUUCUUCGAGGCCUGCCGCCUGCUCCAGCAGAUGAUCGACAUCGCCCUGGACGGCUUCCUCCUCACGCCUGUGCAGAAGAUCUGCAAAUACCCGCUGCAGCUGGCUGAGCUGCUCAAGUACACCACACAGGAGCACGGCGAUUACAACAAUAUAAAGGCAGCCUAUGAAGCCAUGAAGAACGUGGCCUGCUUGAUCAAUGAACGCAAGCGCAAGCUGGAGAGCAUCGACAAGAUCGCCCGCUGGCAGGUGUCCAUCGUAGGCUGGGAGGGCCUGGACAUUCUAGACCGAAGCUCUGAGUUGAUUCAUUCCGGAGAGCUGACCAAAAUCACCAGGCAGGGCAAGAGCCAGCAACGCAUCUUCUUCCUUUUCGACCACCAGCUGGUGUCCUGCAAGAAGGACCUGCUGCGCAGGGACAUGCUAUACUACAAGGGCCGCAUGGACAUGGACGAGGUAGAGCUUGUGGACGUGGAGGAUGGGCGGGACAAAGACUGGAGCCUCAGCCUGCGGAAUGCCUUCAAGCUGGUCAGCAAAGCCACGGACGAGGUCCAUCUGUUCUGCGCCAGAAAGCAAGAAGACAAGGCCAGGUGGCUGCAGGCCUAUGCGGACGAGAGGCGGCGGGUGCAGGAGGACCAGCAGAUGGGUAUGGAAAUCCCAGAAAAUCAGAAGAAACUCGCCAUGUUGAACGCUCAGAAGGCAGGACAUGGGAAAUCUAAAGGCUACAACAGCUGUCCCGUGGCCCCACCCCACCAGAGCCUGCCGCCCCUUCACCAGCGCCACAUCACUGUGCCCACCAGCAUCCCGCAGCAGCAGGUCUUUGCCUUGGCUGAGCCCAAGAGGAAGCCAUCGAUAUUCUGGCACACUUUCCACAAACUCACCCCCUUCCGGAAAUGAGCCUUACCCAGGGCGUGCCUCUGAGGUACUGUGGGGAGGAAGACCAGCUUUGUCACUUCAGCGUGAUGUCCGGGGAUGGCUUCUUGCUCAGUGCUGAACACUUCAUUUGGGGAUCGAUGAAGGGGAGAAGAAGUUGGACUCAGCUUUGACCUUGAAAGGCCCCAGCACCCUUGUCGAAGGAAGGAACCAUGAAGCACUGUUCUGUCCCACACUGGAAGCCACACUCUCCGGUGGCCAUGAUAUAAGGACCAGGGCUUCUCUGUAUGGAGACUGCUGACUCAGUUUCCCACUGACGGUCACACUCCUCCAGUUCCGAACAGUAUCAGGAGCCUUUCAGUUCCUCAGGAGCAACUACAUUGAGGACAGCUUCUGUGUUUGAUCUUAAAGGAGACUCAUUGACAGGAGUUGGUAGGAUGUUGGCAGCCAUGGGAUGACCUGGGUCUGGUCAGGCCCUGAAGAGACCAUGAAGGAACUAGAGCCAAUGGAGCAGGUGCCCAUAGUUCUCCAAGGUGUCACAGAUGCCAAGCUAGAGUGUAGGUCUCAUCCUGCAAGGUUCCUUACUCUCAAGAGAAUCGGGAGGCACCUGCUGCCCUGGCAGUGCCGGGGAUGAUAGCAUCCUCAGGGCAGUGCCACUUUCCAGACAGGUGGGAAGGCUGCUGCCACCUGACUUGUCCCUUCAAACAGCGGUCACGCCUUGCUCACCCCUCACAACCUAAGAACCUGCCAUCCGCAGAAGUACGGGUGAUGUGAAACGUGUAACUUUGAUAAUGUGACACUGCAUCUUCAGCGGCCCUUUGUAUCACUGGUGGGAUGAAGAAGGCACAUCCACAGAGAAAACCAGGGCAAAACCAUCCUGCUUCCUGGGGAAAUGGACACGCCUCUGUCACGUGACCCUGAAACAGUAGUAAAUCGAGAAUGGUCUUGAUGGCUCCUUAGCUCUGAGAGAGCUGACUCUUAAUGAGGGCCACAGGAGCUGACACCCACAGAGAGCAACCUUUCUCUGUUGACACUGUGUUUGUUAGUUGAUGAAAAUGCCUUUUAACUCGACCUAAGGGAGACUGGUUCUGCAUUUGAAUCUGCACAGCGGGCUGGCCAGGAGGGGUCCUGCCGUGUGGCUAGUGUGUUCCUUUGGACGUGAUCUUGUAUGCGGGUUUUGUGCAAGGUUCUCGCCUCUCAUCAGCUCUCGCUUGAGGAUAAGCAAGUCCGCAGUGUCAGAGAUGAAGGUAUUGGUCCGUCAGCACAGUUCACCGUGUCUCCACAUCUAUGCCUGAAACAAGUCACAUCACAGCUAAUAACCUUGACCCUGGGCCUGGGAUCAACCUCAACCCUGCUGUGCACCUUGGCAUGGUCACUUAUAGGCAGCACUGCUGAGGACUGUAGUCAGUGCCCCCCAUCCCCCGCAGGUGUGUCUGUGUGCUAUGAAGUGGUUCAGGUGUACAGAGCAUGCGCCGUGUGUGUGUGUGUGUGUGUGUGUGUGUGUGUGUGUGUGUGUGUGUAAGAGGGUGGCAGGGAGGGAGACGGAGGCCUCAACUUCACUGCAUUUAUAUAACUGACAGGUUUGGUUGGUUGGUUGGUUUCUUGUUUGUUUUCUAAUAGAAUGUCAGGAUAUAUUUUUAGAAACCAUACUUUGGGUACUUUUCUGUGCUCCAGUGUGUGUGUGCAGCAAUUCUCACAGUUGUAUUGUUAAUAUGAAAAUUGCUUUAAAGAAGUGAAUAGUCUUUGGUCCUGUUCAUUUUCACUGCGGAUUCCUCUUGAGUCAGACCCGCUGCAGGCUCCAUUUGCUGUUACAGCUGACGACAGUGAAGAAGGCUAUGUUUGUGACCGGUCCUAAUAGAAUUCCCAGCUGCCCUAACUUCCAGUUCCCACCACCUCCACAGAGCCCCCUAACAAUCCCGGAUAUCAGGACGUGUUUAUAUUGAGUCACAUUCAAGACCUGGGCUGGCCCCGGGUGAUUUUAUACAGCCUGAGAAGUGCUUGAUCAAAUAAAGUCUGACCCAGGUGACUUACUUGGGAUUUCUGGGUGAUUUUGAAAACUAAUGUGUUUUUAAAAGAUGUAAUAGCCUUUGACUUUGUAAAACUCUGUAUGUCAGUAUGCAUUUUAUUACCAAAUACAGAAUGUGGAGGACCUUUAGUAGUUUUUAUUUUCAGUUCGCCAAACUUCCUUUUUGAUGUAAGGCAUGUGCUCUACUUUGGAAGGAAAUAGAAACAACAAAGAACCUCCUGCCCAGACGGCUCACGAACAUCCCCUCCCUCUCCCUCAAUGGGCCAAAUAAUAUUGGUGAUUUAAAAUGUUGAUGAAUUCAUUUGUUCUAUUUUUAGCGUAUUUUUAGCAUUCCAGAAUUUGCCAGCUCUGUUCACGUGAUAGAGAAGGCCUCCCUGGCUUAGAUUGUACCUAUAACGUGUAGGCGUCGUGUGGUAGGUAAAAAGUGAUCACAACACUUGAAGGUGUAGAGAAAGAAAGAACAUUCCAGCAGCUGAUUGGGCUUGUGUGAGCGUUUGAUGCCGGCCCCUAGCUCCUGUCACCUGCUCUGGUCUUCCUUGCCUCUCGCGCGUGGUAGAUCCACCCCUGCAGGUGAGAGCCACCACCGCCACUGUUUCUAACUACUGUGCCUUUUACUGUCCAAUCUAUUGAAGACUGAUUCCUCAUCCUGCGUCGCUGUUAUUACAUGCAAAGCAUAAAGUGUAUUUAAUUUGAAACCUGGUUCAAAGCGCAAGUCUUUUUUUUUUUUUUUUUAAGCACCAGCGCUCCAGCAUUGUGUGCUUGUGGGGAUCUGUAACUGGAUUGCUGAUGUUUCUCAGGACAAAUUAGUCCUUUUUUCCAGCCAGAGUUUCCUGGAGCCAGGGCAUGGUUUCUGCAUUACGGCUUCAUCACAGAUAGGAAAAGCAGAAGUGUCCUCAGGCCAGUGCCAAGAAAUAUAAGUCAGUGCCUUUCAGCUGACAGGCAGGAUGCUGGGCACAUUGUGCCCACAGAUUGUUCCUUCUCAGGACCCGGGGAAAGGGGCGCUUGAAAGAUUUAGGACAAAGUAAGUGGAAACCUCUAGCCAGUCUUAGAGAGGGGAAAGAAACAUCAGCUUAUAUAAUGUAUGUAAAUUUGCUAAGCCACCCCAUGUACCUACCACAUUAUUGCCUUUACUGUUCUCCUGGGCAUUGCCAAUUGUAUUUAGAAAGUACUUUGAGCCAAUUCUAUAAUUUAAUUGGUCCUCUUUUGGGGUACAUAUUGGUGCCCACUGUGCAUGACUUGCCGAUCUUGGCUAUGCUUUUGAUGAUAACAAAUCCAGGCUGCGGUGCUGUGGUCUGUAAGAGUCAAGCUGCUGAGCUGGUGGGCUGCCUUUGACCCUGAAAUAGGACCCGCGUGCUAGACGUGCAUCUUGGCUGAAUGAAGGGUUUAUUGGUUUUUAGUGUCUUUUUGUUCUUAAAAAAAUACUGUUAUUUGAUUUCUUGUAAAUGCUGUGAAUCUCUAUUUGUCAUUUUGUAUUUGUAUAUUAAAAUUAAUUUGCCAAGCUGG